GCAGAUAUUCACUGAAGUAACAUACAUAUAAGAAACAUGAUUCCAGUGACAGAAUUCCGACAAUUCUCUGAGCAGCAGCCUGCAUUCCGCGUGCUGAAGCCAUGGUGGGAUGUGUUUACGGAUUACCUCUCUGUGGCCAUGCUGAUGAUUGGUGUGUUCGGAUGCACUUUACAGGUCAUGCAAGACAAGAUAAUCUGCCUUCCAAAAAGAGUUCAGCCUGCUCAGAACCACUCAUCUGUUUCAAAUGUCUCUCAAGCAGUUGCUAGUAACUCCCCGCUGCCUCUACCCAAACUGUCUCCUACCAACCCUGCCCCUGUAGAAAUGAAAGGAUUGAAAACAGAUCUGGAUCUUCAGCAGUACAGUUUCAUAAACCAGAUGUGUUAUGAGCGAGCCCUCCAUUGGUAUGCCAAGUAUUUCCCCUAUCUUGUGCUCAUCCACACUUUGGUCUUCAUGCUCUGCAGUAACUUUUGGUUCAAAUUCCCUGGAUCUAGUUCCAAAAUAGAACAUUUCAUCUCCAUCUUGGGAAAGUGUUUUGACUCUCCCUGGACAACACGGGCGUUAUCUGAAGUAUCUGGGGAGGACUCAGAAGAAAAGGACAACAGGAAGAACAAUAUGAACAGGUCCAAUACCACUCAGUCUGGUCCAGAGGGCAGCCUGGUCAACUCUCAGUCUCUGAAGUCAAUUCCUGAGAAAUUUGUGGUUGAUAAAUCUACAGCAGGGGCUCUGGAUAAAAAGGAAGGUGAGCAAGCAAAGGCCUUAUUUGAGAAGGUAAAGAAGUUCAGGUUGCAUGUGGAAGAAGGUGAUAUACUCUAUGCUAUGUAUGUUCGCCAGACUGUACUGAAGGUUAUCAAAUUCCUCAUCAUCAUUGCAUAUAAUAGUGCUCUGGUUUCCAAAGUCCAGUUUACAGUGGAUUGUAAUGUUGACAUUCAGGACAUGACUGGAUAUAAAAACUUUUCCUGCAAUCAUACCAUGGCUCACUUGUUCUCAAAACUGUCCUAUUGCUACUUAUGCUUUGUAAGUAUCUAUGGAUUGACCUGCCUUUAUACCUUAUACUGGCUAUUCUACCGCUCUCUAAGGGAAUAUUCUUUUGAGUAUGUCCGGCAGGAGACUGGAAUUGAUGAUAUUCCAGAUGUGAAAAAUGACUUUGCUUUUAUGCUUCAUAUGAUCGAUCAGUAUGAUCCUCUUUAUUCCAAGAGAUUUGCAGUGUUCCUGUCUGAAGUCAGUGAAAACAAAUUAAAGCAGCUAAACUUAAAUAAUGAGUGGACUCCUGAUAAACUGAGGCAGAAACUGCAGACAAAUGCCCAUAAUAGAUUGGAAUUGCCUCUAAUCAUGCUCUCUGGCCUUCCAGACACUGUUUUUGAAAUCACAGAGUUGCAAUCUCUAAAACUUGAAAUCAUUAAGAAUGUAAUGAUACCAGCCACCAUUGCACAGCUAGACAAUCUCCAGGAGCUCUCUCUACAUCAGUGCUCUGUCAAAAUCCACAGUGCAGCUCUCUCUUUCUUGAAGGAAAACCUCAAAGUCCUGAGUGUCAAGUUUGAUGACAUGAGGGAGCUGCCCCCCUGGAUGUAUGGGCUGCGUAAUCUGGAAGAGCUCUACCUGGUUGGCUCUCUAAGUCAUGAUAUUUCUAAAAAUGUCACUCUUGAGUCUCUGCGGGAUCUCAAAAGCCUUAAAAUUCUCUUUAUCAAAAGCAAUGUUUCCAAAAUCCCUCAGGCAGUGGUGGAUGUCGCUAGCCAUCUCCAGAAGAUGUGCAUACACAACGAUGGCACCAAGCUGGUGAUGAUCAACAAUUUAAAGAAGAUGACCAAUCUGACAGAGCUGGAACUGGUCCACUGUGACCUGGAGCGCAUUCCUCAUGCUGUUUUCAGCCUGCUUAGUCUCCAGGAACUGGACCUGAAAGAAAACAACCUGAAAUCUAUAGAAGAAAUCGUGAGCUUCCAGCACUUGAGGAAGUUGACAGUGCUAAAACUGUGGCACAACAGCAUCACCUACAUCCCAGAGCAUAUAAAGAAACUCACCAGCCUGGAACGACUGUCCUUUAGUCACAAUAAAAUAGAGGUGCUGCCUUCCCACCUAUUCCUGUGCAACAAAAUCCGAUACUUGGAUUUAUCCUACAAUGAUAUCCGAUUCAUUCCACCUGAAGUUGGAGUUUUACAAAGUUUACAAUAUUUUUCCAUCACUUGUAACAAAGUGGAAAGCCUUCCAGAUGAACUUUACUUUUGCAAGAAACUUAAGACUUUGAAGAUUGGAAAAAAUAGUCUAUCAGUACUCUCACCAAAAAUUGGAAAUUUACUAUUUCUUUCCUACUUGGAUGUCAAAGGGAAUCACUUUGAAAUCCUCCCUCCUGAACUGGGUGACUGCCGGGCCCUGAAGCGAGCUGGUUUAGUUGUAGAAGACACUCUCUUUGAAACUUUGCCUUCUGAUGUCCGGGAGCAAAUGAAAGCAGAAUAACUUACUUUUCAUCGAAGUUUGACUGAAACAUGCUUCUACCAAAUACAGUAUAAAUAAUUAGGUAGUCUUAAUGCCUUUCCUAUUUUUUUUCUUUUUAACACAAACAAUGUACACAAAGAUUGAGGACUAUGUAUUUUUAA
Messenger RNA from Fukomys damarensis (Damara mole-rat), 2588 nucleotides. RefSeq names its product leucine rich repeat containing 8 VRAC subunit C (gene Lrrc8c). The transcript has 3 exons. Bases 37 to 2448 code for a protein of 803 amino acids. Gene Ontology annotation, molecular function: protein binding. The record is from RefSeq and is a predicted model, not a curated record. NCBI's taxonomy places the organism in Eukaryota, Metazoa, Chordata, Mammalia, Rodentia, Bathyergidae.